AAGUGACGCCGCGCAGCGGGGUUCCGCGGCCUUUGGUGAUAUUCUCUUUGGCGUUGGGAUUAUAGAGUGACGGUGUCGGGGGGUGGUGGCGCGGCUGAGAUCUGGUUUCUCCCGGCCGCCUAUGUCCCAGCUGCUGCCCCCCGGGAGGGAGCCCAGGAGGGGCCCUGAGUCGUCCAGGCUGUUGUGCUGCUGAAGCCCGUAUCUAGUUUACCCAGUCUUCCAGACUGCAUGCUUCAUGCUUUGAGAUCGGGAGGACCUUGGUCUUCUGAAAUGAAGGCAGUGGGAAAAGCAGAACUUGUUGAUUCGGAAGUACGACCAAAGACUUCUGAAAAGCAAGAGACUGUUCCUGAUGAAGAUGGACCUAUAGUACUUGAGAUGCAGACUCAGAAAGACACCAUGCCCGCUGCAGCAGACUCUGUGGUGCUCUCUUCGAUGCCUUGCUUACUGAUGGAACUGAGGCGAGACUCCUUGGAGUCUCAACUAGCAUCUACGGAGAGUGAUAAGCCAACGAGUGGUCGAGUUUACGAGAGUGACUCUUCUAAUCAUUGCAUGCUUUCCCCUUCUUCCAGUGGGCAUUUGGCUGACUCAGAUACACUGUCUUCCACAGAAGAGAACGAACCCUGUCAAACUGAAGCUGCUGCAGAGAGAGACCCUUCUGCAGUACCUGAGGCUUCAGUUGGGAGGAAAUGCAGACGAUCCAGGUCUGAAAGUGAAAAUUCAACAAUGGCUGCCAAGAAAAACCGACAGUCUAGCGAUAAGCAGAAUGGUCGAGUUACCAAGGUAAAAGGUCAUAGAAGCCAAAAGCACAAAGAAAGAAUCCGGCUCUUAAGACAGAAACGGGAGGCAGCUGCUCGCAAGAAGUACAACCUGCUGCAGGACAGCAGUACCAGUGAUAGUGACCUGACAUGUGACUCGAGCACGAGUUCAUCAGAUGAUGAUGAAGAGGUUUCAGGGAGCAGCAAGACAAUCACUGCAGAGAUACCAGAUGGACUUCCAGUUGUAGCUCAUUAUGAUAUAUCAGAUACAAAUUCAGACCCAGAAGUGAUAAAUGUGGACAAUCUGUUGGCGGCUGCAGUAGUUCAAGAGCACAAAAUUUCUUUAGGAAACCAAGACUCAAGAUCUACCUGGAGAACCAGAGAACUGCUAGAUGACCUGAGUGCUGAAACAGGUCAUUUGGAUCCAGGUUUCCUUUCAAGUGACAAAACCUCUUCUGGUAAGGCCCAGAUCAAUGAAGAAAUUAAUAUUGCCUCUUCUGAUAGCGAAGUAGAGAUUGUUGGAGUUCAGGAACAUUCCAGGUGUGUGCAUCCCAGGGGAGGUGUGAUUCAAAAUGUGUCCUCCUGGAAGCAUGGCUCAGGAUCACAGUACAUUAAUGCUCAGCAAACACAAUCAUGGACAGCUGUGACUCCCCAACAGAAUUGGUCUUCACCCCUAGAAGUAGUAGACCUCACUUUGGAUGAGGAUACCAGACGUAAAUAUCUACUGUAGUGCAGUGUCAACAUGUUUCUGUCCCCACUCCUUCUCCCCUUUGUGGCACAGAAGUUCAUUGGUAAAGCUUCAGCUCCAGAAGCCCUGUUACUGGCAUUAUGAAACUCAAACUCAACAAGUUUUUCAUUUCCAUAAAAAUGUAGUAUAAUUUCAAUAUAAUUUAAAAUGGUUUUGCCUUCUCAAAGGAGUAUUCCUCCCAGAAUUAAAACCCAAUAGCACCAAAUUUAAAACACAUCUACAGUUACUGACAUGUGUGUGUUAAUCUGAAGAAAUAACUGUGUGAAAACUUAGGUCCUUCCACCCUUUCCCACCUCCACAUUCAGAACAUUUUUAAUUUAUCAGUAUAUUGAGUUUGUUUGUAGAAGUUAGUGUUUUGCUGUGUGAGCAUCAGUGAUUUUGAGAAAUGCUGUGUCCUCACUGAUUUCAGUGGAACUUGGGGUGUUCAACACUUCUGAAAAUUGGGCCAAGAGUAUUUAUACUCAAGCUGAUAUGGUUAUAUUACCAGCAGGAGGGACUGUCUUUAAUACAAACAGCCCAUAACAUAUGCACUAAACAGCUUUUAAAGGACUAUUUUUCAAUAUAAUUUAUAAUUUACACUCUUGUCAGUGCUGAGUCUUCUAUCUGCUUGACUACUGUUUCACUGAUAAUUUCCCACAGCUUGUGAUGGUUUAAAAUAGUAGUAGUGACCUCCUAGCAGCUGAGCAUUGCAAAAACACAAGAAGAAAAGUAAUAAAAAGGUCCAGCAUCCCUCUCCAUUUCAAGUAUAGCUGAACUUUUUCUUGUAUCCAAGUCUUGCCUGGAGUAGGAGAGAGAUUAUACCUUUUACUUGUAGUCCUUAUUUCUACUGUUGCUUAUUUUCUUUGUUGACCAUCUCAAAACAAAACAAAAAAAACCCCACCUUGCAAAGCUCCAGUCUGGCAAAGAACUUUAGCAACUGCAUUGCAUUCAGCUUGGGCAGUUUGCUGAAACUUGUGGGGCCAUUCAAGUGCUUGAAACUCUGUCCUAAAAGGUGUUGCAGGAUCAGGGCUUUAAGGUUGGGAUUUUUUUUUUUUUAAACUAGAUCUGCACCAUUUUCCUGGCUUUAGGUCAUGUCUCUUGUCCUAGUUUUGGAAUUGUUUUUAGGGUAUGAUCCAGGAAACACUUUCUACCGGAAUAUUUCCCACAAUCAAUGGAACUACUUACUUUUUUGGGAAGCUGUAGUUUCUGAAUUGUGUAUGGAAAUACCUGCGCUUCAUCCAUCAUUUUGAGCCUUUCUCAAGGCAAAAACCAAAGAUUAGACUUUAACAAGAUGAUACUCUAAAUGUCGAAUGUGCAAUUAAUAUGUUCUUUUGUAUUCAAAAUGUUUCUAGUGGGGGUUUUGUAUAGCUCUAUCAUCAGAUUUUUUUGCUAUUUGAGGCUGAACAGGGGGUAGUCAGGACAUGGGAAGUUCUGUUUUCUUUGUGUGUUUAGUUUAUAAAUUUAUUUGGCUUCCAAGAAUUUUAUCGGGGGGGGGGGGGUGUAGAAAUUACCUGUGUUGUCACAUAACUUAAAAGAAAACCAAAAUCCAACCCAACAGUGGUAUAGUAACAAAUAGCUUUUUCUUUAAUAAGCAGAGUGGUUAUGAACUGCACUUUAAAAAACUAGGUAAGAGAUUGAUAUUUCAAUGUUAAAUUUUCUUAAACAUCCAACAUAAGUGUAUUUCACAACCAGAAACAUGUACGUGGUGCUUGUAGUGAGGAAUUUCUUUGUCUGGGAGUGAGAAGGAGGGAGCGGUGUGGGUUGGAACCCGUCUGCAUUGCAAGUGCCCUGUGCUCUCAGGACACUAUCAGUAGUAGCUGUUGGUCUUUUCCUAUUUUAAAUUUGCAACUUGGCUGCCAUUGUAGUGGACUGGCACAUGCACUGCAAAGGUAGCUUUAGAACAGUGAUUGAGUGUGGCUGCUUUUUCCUGUUUCACAGAGUCUUUGCAAGAUCAGUUUUGAAGAAAGCUGCAGGGACCCAUUUGUCCUUCCCUGUUUGUAUAUGAUGUGACUUCCAUGUAUACAUAAAAAUGACUGCAUCCUAACCAAACUUCCUCCAAUUGUGCACUGUAUUUGUUUAAACAAUUAAUGUAUUGUAGUCUGAUGCAGGUUAUAAACACUAUAUAUUUUCUCCUCUUAACAAAUUUGAAAGGGUAGUGAUCUGAAAACCACAAGCACUGGAUAGCUAGGAAGUGGUUUUCUUCUGGGUUUUUUUGUUGUUUCUGUUUUCCUUUUGAUUGGAUUUUUUUUAUUAAAGAGAGCAAAAGGUGCAUAGAUGGUUUUGCUCUCCUCAGCAGGAAAGAGAAAUGUUAGUUGUUGUAUGGCGAAGAACCAAUGCUCUUGGGGCCUGAUCCAGAACCCACUGGAGCUGAUGGAGGGCUUUCCAUCAAUUUUGGUGUGCAUUGGCUCAAGUCCUUCAUGGUUUAGCAGUUCCUGAAUUGCUGGAGUGUGAACUUGGAAUCUUCUGUAGUGAAGAAAUAUCAUUGUUUUAGAACAUAAAUGUUUUAAUCGUGCAACUCUAGUUAAAAAAAUGGAUUCUUCUUGACAUUCAUUAUUUAGUUCUCAUUUUUCAUCUAGUAUGUAAUGGUCUUUGGAGAAAAAAAAAUAAUAAAACAGAGUGUUAUAUAUAUUUUUGGUGCAAGAUGAGACCUUCUGGUUUUUGAAACAAGUCUGUAGCAUAAAGGUUAAAC
Molecule: messenger RNA, 4171 nt
Organism: Colius striatus (speckled mousebird)
Lineage: Eukaryota; Metazoa; Chordata; Aves; Coliiformes; Coliidae
Product: protein ARK2N-like
Exons: 5
Coding region: 229-1485 (418 amino acids)
Biological process (GO): ubiquitin-dependent protein catabolic process
Molecular function (GO): ubiquitin protein ligase activity
Source: RefSeq, a predicted model, not a curated record